AUGGAAUACAGUCAGCAGGACUUCCAGUGCGUGGCUGACUUAACACAGUGGAUGAACAGUUUUAGUAAGGGCAGCUAUUGGGCUCUGAAAAUGAUUGAUUCCUGGGGCUCCAUUCCGUCGGGAUAUCUUUAUGGCAAUACAUACGAUUUGGGCAACUACGAUGAAUGUAUACGGAUUAACAAACUCGUUACCUCUAGCCAGAAUAUUAAGGGCAAAUAUUGUUUUAUGAAGUUGCCUCUAGCGAAAUAUUUACUUGGUAUGGACUUGGAUAUUUCAAUUGUUAAAAUGAAAAUCGCUAUUUGCUUCCCCGACUCGUGUACGGCCCAAUUGAUGGAACGUCUUGUAGGACAAUUGUUGCAGCAUUUACUGCAACUUAAAAGUGCCAAUGGUUCUGUUAGCAUCAAUGAGAAUAGAUGCCAAACAGGCGAUAGUCAACCUUUGGAUGGCCUCACCAUUUAUGUGAUUGUGAUUUUGUCGCUUUUUGGAUUUGCCACAUUGCUGGCCACGCUCUAUGAUUACUUCCUUUGCCACGAUCAAGAUCAAUUGAAUCGAAUUGUAAAGAUUUUCUCGGCACGGGCAAAUUCACGUGGCAUAUUCCGCAUAGUGGAAUCGAAGCCGAAUUCAAAUGUCAUAGAUUGCCUUCAUGGCUUGCGUUGCAUGUCUCUCAUCUGGGUAAUCUUUGGACAUGAAUACGUAUACGGUCUGUCGGGACCAAACAUUAAUCAGUGGGCAUUAAAUACGUGGUUCAAAAAACCUUUUAGUUUGAUUAUACUUCAUGCUCCCUUUUCUGUAGACACAUUUUUCUUUAUCAGCGGUCUGUUGUUGGUGGUGAUUGGACUACGCUCGAUGGAGAGAUCAAAGGGUAAACUUAAUAUUUUUCUUAUGUACCUUCAUCGCUAUCUUCGGCUUACACCCAUAUUGGCCUUGGCCAUAUUGGUAUACUGGAAACUCAUGCCACAGUUGAUCAAUGGGCCUCUGGCGGACUACGGUAUCAUGGAUUAUUCUGCGUGCGAGAGAACUUGGUAUAAAACGUUGCUCUAUGUACAGAACUAUGCCAGUUCGAAUAUGUGUUUAAAUCACUCUUGGUAUCUGGCUGUGGAUAUGCAAUUGUAUCUGUUCUCACCCAUUCUGUUAAUUGCUGUCUAUAAAUGGGGUAAAAAGGCUGCUGGCGGAAUAUGUAUUUUAGUGAUUUUGCUUUCCGGCUGUCUCUUUAGUACCAUGUUACUGAAUGAAUUAUCCCGAGAAAAUGUCAUGAACUCUGAGGAGUCAGAUAGAAAACUUUAUUAUGCUACUCAUACUCAUGCCACGCCUUGGUUGAUUGGUUUUCUUUUUGGAUAUUUCUUACAUUUGAAUUCCGGCAAAAGAUUUCAGUUAAGUUGGCCAUUUGUAUGGCUUGGUUGGGUGCUUAGUCUUGCCAUGAUCUUCACCUGUAUCUAUGGCACCGGUGGCAGCUGGAUAGGUCCUUCAUUGUCUACACUAGAGCAAUCCUUUUAUUAUACCCUGACACGAAUCGGUUGGCCCUUGGCCUUGAGCUGGGUAGUAUUUGCUUGUAUCCAAGGAUAUGGUGGAUUGGCUAAUAGUUUCCUCUCUUCGCCGCUUUGGCAUCCAUUGUCGAGGCUGUCCUAUUCGGUUUAUAUUUGGCACAUGUUCAUGCAGGAGAUCAAUCACAGGCGAAAACAUACAAUCUCAUACUUUACGGACUACGAUAUGAUGUUGCAGUUCUGGUCAGAUUUUGGUUUCACAGUAAUAAUAUCAUAUGUUCUAUAUAUAGCGAUUGAGGCACCUUUGGGUGGCUUGGAGUCUUUACUGCUGCCCAAUCGUAAAGCUAAUUCGCGUCCCAAAUCUUCGCCCCAACCGGAAGUCAAGAAACCAACAGAAGUCACUGCCAGUUCGUAAGAGAUCAGAAGCUAACUUAGAAAAACUUUGAAACCCAAAAAAAAACCAUGUAUUGUUAACA
Messenger RNA from Drosophila willistoni, 1957 nucleotides. Its product is annotated as nose resistant to fluoxetine protein 6. The record is from RefSeq and is a predicted model, not a curated record. Gene Ontology annotation, molecular function: acyltransferase activity, transferring groups other than amino-acyl groups. Lineage: Eukaryota; Metazoa; Arthropoda; Insecta; Diptera; Drosophilidae. Bases 1 to 1896 code for a protein of 631 amino acids. The transcript is spliced from 9 exons.